Messenger RNA from Saccostrea cuccullata (small rock oyster), 1889 nucleotides. RefSeq lists its product as uncharacterized. The transcript is spliced from 13 exons. Bases 243 to 1880 code for a protein of 545 amino acids. NCBI's taxonomy places the organism in Eukaryota, Metazoa, Mollusca, Bivalvia, Ostreida, Ostreidae. The record is from RefSeq and is a predicted model, not a curated record. Gene Ontology annotation, molecular function: calcium ion binding.
AUUGAAUAUAGAUAUUAAAAUCUGGACAGCCGUGAACUGAUUUAAGGUGACAUAUUGGUUCUCAACUUAAAAUUUAUGACGUUUUAACAAACGCUUACUAUCUAGAUAACGCAAUAAUUCUGUAUCAUCUCUUUUUUAAGCCAAUGUGCGAAAUUUGACAAAAAAAAAAAUCAUUUUAUCUCUGUCAUUUGGUGUGUUUGGCAAAGAAAGAAAGACGAACCGUUUCCUGAAAUUUGCCUCCAAUGAAAACUUUAUUUAUCGUUGAGUUUCUACUUUUGCUCCUUAUUUCAAACUCGAAAGGAAAAUUCCUCGGAGGAACAAUCAGCACUUAUUUUUAUAGGAAUCUCGCGAGAUUAACGUACAGACUGGUUUGGGAAAGAGGCACUGGACCUUGCGGUCCGUCAUGUUCCCAGAAAGAAAUUGGAAAAAAAUUUAAUCCGCCCCCUUCUCUGUCAUCCUUAAAAUGGAAGUGCACUUCUGGAUGUUCCACCAUCACGGACCUACAUGACGUCAGUUACACGUUAACAGCAUUCAGCAACAGUAAUUUGUCUGCAUGGGAACAAGGAGAACAAUACUUCUUUUACCCGAGAUGGAAAAUAAACAACACAUACGAAAUCUCAUUAAGCGGACUGGACUGGUUGGCCCCUGCUUCUGGACUCGGCAAGAUGGUCGCUAGCUUUGACUUCGGUAUACGGAAUGAUACAGGAGUGCCAAAUGCAAGUCCGAUAUCAGCGGUUCCAUCGGUAUUAGGAAUUCAGUUUGGAUGCACAACAGUGAUCAAUAUUCCUGCCGAAGAUCCGGACGCAGACUCAGUAAGAUGUCGUCUGGCCACUCCUGCAGAAUGUGACGAUGCCUGUACCAGCGCCCCGAACAUCACACUAAAUUGGGAGACUUGCACUAUAACUAUUCCUGCGACCACUCAGUAUGGUUACGAACCAAACAAGGACUACAGGAUAACGGUUAUGGUGGAGGACUAUCCUGAUUAUACAAUAUCUGUCGGGGAUCAGGUCAGGUCCAUCAGGCGACCCAUCAGCAAGAUCCCCACACAGUUUACAAUAACAACUAUAAAAAGACAACACUCCUGCAGUAACACUGGUAUGAGAAUUGAUGGUGUCAUCCCAAACCCUAAAAAUUUGUUUCGGGUAUCUUACGUCGGUAAACCCGCGGAGUUUAACGGGGCUUUCUACAUGCAAUCUCCGAAUAUCAAUGACACUACGUUCAUAACAAGUUUCUUUGCUGGUGUAGUGUAUACCGUGCUUCCGGAUGACAAAAAUAGAACGAUAGGUGAUUUUCGUGAUGACGUCAGAAGAGUCCGUUACGUAUGGAAGUCAUAUGAUACACGUCAGUAUGCCGAUACUUUACUUUGUGUGUGGGGACGUGACACGGAGGGCAUAACUACAGACAGAUUUUGCUACACAGCAGUAUUAAUUGAUGGCGAUGAUUGUGGAGGUGUCACGUGCCUGAAUGGCGGGAAAUGUGUGGAUCUUUACAGAAGAUGGACCUGCAAAUGUCCGCACGGAUACAAGCCCAAAGACUGCUCUCACAAAGUAACAUGUGCAGAUUUUCCUUGCAAGAACAACGGAACCUGUGUAGAUACUGGAACUAUGUACACAUGCGCAUGUGCCUCAGGAUUUACUGGCCUCGAUUGUGAAAUAGAGUUGAUAGUUACUGGUAAGAAAAUGAAUGACUUUAAAGUGGUACCUGCCGUGUUGGGCACUAUUGGUGGGGUGGCCCUGGCGUUCGUUACGACUGGUUGCUGUUGGUGGUGUCUGUUUGCAGCAAAAAGGCCAGAUUCUAGAGAGAAGAAAAAGAGAGUGGUUCCAAGGAACCUUCAUAACGUUAUACAAGAACAGGACUUGGUAACAAAAGAUGCAUGUUGAAUAAAAUUU